Prunus avium (sweet cherry) is the source of this 1416-nucleotide messenger RNA. RefSeq lists its product as uncharacterized. NCBI's taxonomy places the organism in Eukaryota, Viridiplantae, Streptophyta, Magnoliopsida, Rosales, Rosaceae. The record is from RefSeq and is a predicted model, not a curated record.
UUAUCAUAACAACUAGGGAUCAACAUUUGCUUCAUGCCCAUGGAGUUGAGUUCACAUACCAAGUGAAGGAGUUAGAAUCUGAUGAAGCUUUGGAACUCUUCAGUUCUAAUGCCAAGGGACUCCAUUAAUCCAAAAAAAUAUGGUUCAUUUUUAUAUGGGAAAAGUAUUGCAGCGUGGCUCUCUGUAAUAGAAAGAGUCAAAACAGCUCCUGCCUCAUAUAUUCUUAAAAAUCUUCAGGUGCCUGACUUUAAAAAAAUUAAACCACCAACCCUGCAAAGCAAGGGACUAAAUGAAGUUGGAAGCCUUGAAAUGCCUGAAGCUGACAAGUCUGAAGCUGACGACGUCGAGGGAACAAUUGGAAUUCAACGCCAAGAAAGUUUGCCUGAGCAACCAGAUGGGAUAUGGUCUAGUGCUAGAAGCUUCUUAAGUGAGGUAUUUACAGCGGAGUGGAUGUUUUUAAUCGUUAGCCUGAUGCUAGAGAUCUUUUCAGCUAUAUGUGAUCAGCUUUCCUCCCCAAGAAAGCCCCUCUAUGCACUCUUUGGUAUGGGGCUGGCUAUUAUGGCUCUAGCCACUUGCAUCUGGGAAUUCAUUCACAAAGGCAGAGGAAAAGUUCAAUUUGGCAAGUGCGGAAAAUUUCUGUGGUGGUUUUAUUGUCCAUGUUCAGGCACCCUUUUUGGUACUUUCCCUGAGAUUUGUGGAUUAAUUUAUGCAAUCACUCAGUGGGCUUCCUCCAUGGUUCAGCUCGCGUGCGUGCUUCGGCAUAAGGACAAUCCUUUCAAGGGAACAAUUGGAAUUCAACGCCAGGAAAGUUUGCCUGAGCAACCAGAUGGGAUAUGGUCUAGUGCUAAAAGCUCCUUAAAUAAGGCAUUUUCAGCGGAGUGGAUGUUUUUAAUCGUUAGCCUGAUGCUAGAGAUCUUUUCAGCUAUAUGUGAUCAGCUUUCCUCCCCAAGAAAGCCCCUCUAUGCACUCUUUGGUAUGGGGCUGGCUAUUAUGGCUCUAGCCACUUGCAUCUCGGAAUUCAUUCACAAAGGCAGAAGAGGAAAAGUUGAAUUUGGCAAGUGCGGAAAAUUGCUGUGGUGGUUUUAUUGUCCAUGUUCAGUCACCCUUUUUGGUACUUUCCCUGAGAUUUGUGGAUUAAUUUAUGCAAUCACUCAGUGGGCUUCCUCCAUGGUUCAGCUUGUGUGCGUGCUUCGGCAUAAGGACAAUCCUUUCAAAGUAAACAUUUUGCCUGUCCUCUUUCUUGUGUGUUUGGUUGUUUCAAAAUUAAUUCGGAAUGCAAGGGGCAGUACAACCAGUGAGAUGGAAUUGGAAGCCAUCGCUGUUGACCCUUGAUCUGGACUACGAACUUGUAAUGUCUUUGUAACUUUGCAGCUUAAAAGACUCUGUUUGUCAUGCCCAGCAAAAUUUUGACGUGCA